Messenger RNA from Lachancea sp. 'fantastica', 3522 nucleotides. The record is from the annotation of a GenBank genome assembly. Lineage: Eukaryota; Fungi; Ascomycota; Saccharomycetes; Saccharomycetales; Saccharomycetaceae.
AUGCAAGUGUUGGCCCCCGAUGAACUUGUUGAGCGUAUAUGUGAGGAGAUAGCAUAUGCGGGGGGAUCGUUAACGUCUGUGCAAUUUUGGAGCCUAGUCUCGAAGCUGACAGAUACAUUGGACAAGCCGUUGAAAAGCUUCGUGCUGCGAUGUUUCGACAGCUGUCAAGAUACAUCUAUCUCAAGGUACCAGAAACUUCUGAAGAUUGCGGACAUUGAUGAUCAGAUCAUGGAGAUGGAAGAUCUCGUAUUUUCCAUAUCCGAAGAUAAACUAUAUCUGUUUCUCACCGGUUACAAUAAAAGAGAAUGUUCUGUAGGUGGUCUCGCGUUCGAACUUCUUCUUGAAAUCGCGAAAGCUAAAGAGCGCGGUAUCAACACAAUGGAUUUGGCUCGCCAAACAUCACAAGAUCCUCGAAGCAUCACGGGUAGAGUGAAGAAGCUCGGCAAUCUUGUCACAGCGGUUCAAACAAUCUACAAAGGCCAUGUGGUAAAGCACUUGAGAUUUCAUAAGUUCAGCGUUCGAGAGGACGACAAUAGUGGUUAUGCCAGUAUGAAGGACAGUUUACAAAGUAUAGUUGACGUUGUGAAACACUCCAAAAAUGGUGUACGGCAGGUUAUUGAUCUGAAGCGAGAGCUAAAGUUUGAUAAAAAUAAGCGGCAAUCCAAAGCUUUCAUCGCGGCCAUAUCGUCACUUGAUGCAGCUGGAUUUCUGAAGAAAGUGCUCGUGGUCUCUCCAUCGACUCCUUCACUGAAAAUAAGGUGCGUCAAGUAUUUGAGAGACUAUGUACCGGAGGAAAGGUCAAUUAACGAUUUCGAAGACGAGUCCGAACUAGAUGAGGAGAAUGAAGACAACGCUGCUAACGAUGAGUGCAUAGUCGAAGACGAGGAAAAAUUAAAUUUGAUGAACGCGGAUAAUGCGUCGCAACUUCUGCAAAGCAAGAACUUGCUUGUCGAAGAGGAUACAAACAGUGAGCCACAGCGCUUUCUUCUCAACAGGUUUCAGCCCCUGCAAAACCAAACCUUCGGUCUAGUUGACAAGGAGGGAACCAGCGGAUUGUCUUCUAUGCAAUGUGUUACCUCAUUGACAGGAAGCGAUUACAAGAGAUCUUUUGCAAAAUGCAGCGAAUAUUUCAUCGAUACGGUUGGAAAAGAGAAAAAAGAUUAUGAGGGUUUCGGACUGGUUAAAGUCUAUGACUUUGAAGGUAAGAGAAAGUUCUAUCGGCUGUUCACAAAGCCUUUUUUUAGACUUCUCGCCUCUGAGGAGGGACUGGACGCUAAUUCUGGUAUGCAACCUUUGCAACCCCAGCUCGAUUCGUUGAGAGACCUAAGCAGUAAGCAUUUCUCCCCGUUGAGCAAUACGCUUCGCUUCAUAGUUGAUGAAAAAGGCGACCACUUUUUCUGGAAUGGUGAAUUAAAGGCGCCCGCGAAUGAAAAUGCUGCUCCACGAGGACGGAAGAGAAAAGAAGUCAAAUUAGCCGAAGUUGAGCAUAUGAAAGCUUCUAAGAAAAUCAAGGCUGACGAGGAUAAAAGAUCUUCGCCAUCUGGUAACACAGUUGUAACGGGGAGUACAUCCAGCGAUACAGCUCGCUACACGCCACUUGGAACUGCUGCAGAAGCGGGCGUGUCAGUCACGGACAGCUAUGUUGGUGACAAGAACCCAUCACUUUUCAGUAUAGGUGGAUUUUCAGCCAAGUCUUUGAAGUCCUUGCAACGUCAGCGUGCGAUUUUGAGAACGAUCAAGAAACUAGGAGGUGUCGCGUUAUUUAGAGACCAGUUUUUUGAGGAGGUCACGAAACUAAUGGACUCAAAGACUACUCUUGAUAAAAAGACCAUACGGGGAGACCUAGAGCUUUUGAAGGCAGCUCGAAAAUUAGAGUUCGACAUUGAAAAACAGACAGGUCGUAAAAUCAUUUACUUGCCGAACACCUCUUCUGAGACGAUAUCAACGUUCCUGAACAACGAGAAAGACAACAAGAGAUCAUAUUUCAACGAUGUCAUCGAGGCGACCGACAUUUACUUUUUUGACAGCGAUCAGCGGGAGAAAUUUCAUAGUGGUUCAAAAUCAGCCGAGAGAAUCGAAAAGUUCGAGAAAAAAGGUAAACGGGGCAGGCCUACGCAGGCCAGAAAUAAAAAGGUUGGAAAGAAACUUGAAAAGCCUAUUGAACUUACAGCUGCUUUAUGUGACUCGACUGCCGAGCGUCAAUCUUUAGUGCAAAGUAACAUGGCGCAACAGGCCUCUAAGUCUGAAGCAGGUCAGGAAUGCUACAAUGUGGGAAGUAAGGCUGGUCUGCGCGCCCUUGUCAUUUCUGUUGUUUUAACAGAAGUUGUGAGAGGAGAAAUAUUAUGGGACCUGAUCACCGGUCUCUUUCCGAACAAUUCUCUCGGUAAUCUAGAAAAACAAUGGACUACUCGCCGUAUCAGAAUGGGGUUAGCUGGUUGGAAAGCUUUGAAAAUGAAGUGGCGGAAGAUUCUUGUUGGUGCAUUAAAAGAAGAGCGCGCCACUAUGGAGGACAUCGAGAAUCUAAAUUUACCCAAACUAAUACGCCUUUGGGAGAGCACUGACCUAAAAAAAGCGGAUAAAUCACCUACUUUACUAAAAAAUCACGAAGAAAACAUGAAAAAGUUCACCUUUGUCAAAGAAACUUCUCACUCUACUGGCGUCACAGCUCUAGAUUUGUCUUCCAUGGUUCAACGCGAGUCUGCUUUGCUGAGGAAGUGCUAUACUUAUGUGCUCGGAAAGAGGAGAAACCCGUCACAUGUAGAUGAGGAUAUUAAAACGAUCAUCCGAUCUUCUCUUCUGGAUACAGACUCUGCUGCUGCUAAUGAAAUCGAAGCUCUGAAAAACUUUGAUGCUAAAGUGGUCGAUCGAGUAGUUUUGGAUAUGGCAAAAGAAAAGCUAGUCGUUUUAAGUGGGUCGUCCAAACUACAGUUGAAUGACGGUUUCGUCGAUCAACUCAGAAAGAAAGGAGAGUUUGAGAUCUUGGACAGAGCUCCAAGCUAUAUCAGACAGUUGCAGUCAAUACUGCAUGGCCAAAAAGGUGUCAUUUUGAAAGAGGAGCUUGGAAACCAUGCUGCUUUGAUUUACUUGGACCUGCUCCAAUCCAAUCUAAUCCUAAUGAAGGAUAUACCGGUCUCUCCGCAAGAUUUACCGAUGCAUUACACUACUCGCAAGUAUGGGUUUGAUGCUUUAAUGCCACCUCUUAUUGUUUUACCUAAAUUACUUUCUGUCACAAAACCUGAUGAGAAGGUCCGUGUUCCAAUGGGGGCACCGUUUUCACGUUUGUGGAUCGACGGCUAUGGUGCCUUGCGGGGAGAUGUUUGGAAGUCGCUAGUAUUCUUAGUGCUUAAUGAAGUAUUUUUCAACCCGGGUCUCACAAUUGAAUUUCUAGCGGCAAGAAGUACGAAAUUCAUGUCACCGUCGGAUGUCGAACAAAUCGCCAAAUGGUGUUUGGAAUCUAAGCUAAUUCGGUCCACUAAUAUGGGAGGUCUUAUUGCUAACUCAGGCUGGUAUAUGGCAUUUUAG